UGGUUCCCGCACUGGCCCGCCUGGAUGUGCACAAUCUCCCUCAUGGCGGGCGCCGGCUCUGCGCUCUGGGAACUGGCUCUUCGGACCGCGGCGGCGACUGCGGGCCGGCGGCGCUCUCCCUGGGACUCGACCCUCUGCCUGCUCUCCACCCCCGAUCCUGGCAGCCCGACCAAUGGCCGCGGGCCUCGCCCUCCCCGGCCGCGCCCCCUCAGCCCCCGCUCCCCUCAGCGCCUCCAGAGCCCCCACCCCCGGGCCUCGCCCUCCCGGGCCGCGCCUCCUCCGAUCCUGGCGGGCCUUGGGCCUCCCUUCUCCCCCGGCCUCGGCUCCUUCCCCACCCCACCCCUCCGCCAGGGCUCGCGCCCCGGGCACCCCGCUGCCCGCGCCCCACCUCGGCUCGCCUCCCCCUGGGCCAUCUUCCUGGGGCAGCUUCCACGCGGUUCUGUCCCAGGAGGGAGAACAGAAAGAGGAACUGAGGACCCCUUGCUGGGGAAGUCAGGCCGGGAAAAGAGCCUACUGAAGCGGGUUUGGGGGCGGAGGGAGACGGGCUUUGGGACACGAAAGUGGAGUGUUCGGCGUGACUCUGACACUCGUCUCGGGCAUUGGCUCUCACGGCCUCGCUUUCCUGCCUGUGCGUCUCGGAAUACAGGGGCCACGGAAAGGCAGGCCAAUUCAGCAGAACGAUCUAAGCCCUGUCUGCGGACUUGGAGACAACUCUGCCUAUGCAAAUCAUGGCUCCGUAUUUCUUUUAGAACAUGGUACAGCCCUGACCUCGCUCUGAACUCCAGUCCUCCUGCUUCCCCAUGUUUGCUGGACGGUCCCUCCUGGGCACCUGCUCCCUUCUCACCCUCCAGCAGGUGAUUCAUGUGCAAAGCGAAAGGAUUAUCCUAGGGGCUCUGGUUCUGUGGCACCUUCGUUUGGAAUGUACAUCCACCGAAGACUUCUGCAUGAGUUUCCCUGUGUGAGCACUUUAGGUGGGGAGACUCUGGAAAGGCCGGACUGCGCCCCACCCCACCCCCCCACACCCCGGCCAAAUAGAAAUGCUACACAAAGUGGAAGGGACAGGGCUCCGUCACCUGCACCAGCAGUUUCUUUUUAGAUACAAGGAAACCUUGGGGAAGUCCUCACGAGUGUGUGGUUGGAAAGAGGCAGAGAACUUGAAAGAUUUUUUCCUUCUGGAGUUUUCCAAAUGUUUCCGAUGUUAAGGAUUAUUUUCUUUACCCUUUGCGUCCCUGGCCCUGGUCCCCUCCUGCACCUUCUCAAUGCCAGAGGCCACAGCCCUGCCCACACGCCACCAUCAAACUUUCAGCCUGAGGUGACCCGGCUGUCUUCUUCCGAGUAGCUGGCACUCUUGCUUAGGCUCUCUGUGGCCAUUGUUCCAUUUAAUUAUUGACUCCAAGUAAAUGUUCCCCUCUUCCGUCUCCUGGGACUGAAUCCAGUGUCGGGAGGUGGGGGAGUGGAAGGCCUCGGGUUCCUGGGGGAGCUUUUGCUCAGCUCUGGUCCCACAGCCCUUGCGGAAUCAAGCCACUAAGUAGCUUAAAGAAAAGUGUCUUCUUCAGCAGCUUUGGCUAUUUGUGGCAAUAACUGUGUUUUCAAUGCUAGUCCUUGAGUGGGGAUUUGCAUCCAAGAUAUUUGAAGGAACCAGAAAGUAGGUGUCAGUGGCUUUAGGACCACGGCUUGGUAACAGGAUUCAAUGGGGGAAAGUUGACUAAGUGGAGUUUCUGAUGGACACUCCCUGUAGACCGGCCUACCGUCCACAUCAGGAGGGCGAGUAACUAAGGUGACUUAGGCUCACGUCCACACGCUUUUCCACAGAAUUUAUAGAAUCAUCACAACAUCCCUCCAAGACAGAUGUUAGUGCCCAUGAGAGAACAGACGCUCAGAGUGGCCGUCACCUUGCUGGCAGUGGGUGACAGGAUCCCAGCCCCCAUGGCUAAGGCCCUCACAGUGAUGGGGCUGGAGCAACAGGACACCUGUGCCUGAUGUAGGAGUUAUAAAUUAAGUCUACAAAAGUUUUAAAGAGUUCAUUCUGCCCUGCUUUUUCCUGUCUGGCAAGCCAGGUUCCAACGUAGGAUUCUCAGACGCCUCGGGGAUGUGCAUCAGGAGUGGCAGUGGAGUGGGGAGGGCUCUAGCCUCCAGCCCCAACUCUCAGCUUGCCCCCCCCCACCCCGUCUCUCCCCCUCCAACUCCAUCCCACCCUGGGACAGGCCUCCUGUGUUCCUGUGAGCACCCCAGCACCCCCCCGCCCCCACACAGCCAUCCCUUUGUGUACAUCAGUGUCACCGUCCACCAUGGGGUAGGAAGGUGGCCCUGGAAGCAGGUUGGGACGUUUGUGCGGGGGCCUUCUCCCAUCCUGGCUGCUGAAACAGUGGUGUGGGCACAUCCUAGCAGCCGUGCCUAAAGCGGUACCACCCAAGGCAGAGACCGUCUUGUCUGUGGCAACAUGAUGGGCAAUAGGUGUUCAUUUGAUUAUUGUAUUGUCCUUUAAACUUUUCUAUAGGUUUGUAAACUUCUCAAAUGAAGGGGUGGGGGCGGGGAAGUACCAAUACAUGAAGGAGCCCAGUGAACGGAGGGCACAGACAGCCUGACCACAGCCUCAGUAUCUGCUGGUAAAAAGCUGCCUCCUAGAGUAUGGGGGUGGCUGUUGUCCCUUCCCUGGGGCAUAGAGAUGGGAUGGAUGAGCAGAAAGUUCCUUGCAGCUGAGAAACAGGGCCUCUAAGGGAGGAAAAGGACCUCCAAGAAGGGCUUCCAAAGGCGGGAGGUCUUUGAAAACAGGGCACCGUCUCUCUCAUCCCUUCUGCGUCAAGCAAGAAGAGAGAGGGAGGAGGCGAAUCACCAUUCACUCUAGAGCCCCUGUGAUGUUGGCGGGGUAGCUGGGGGCUCAGCUCCUUUGGCUCUAACCCCAGCUCCCCAACAGUAACUCAAGGGCCAUGUGUGCAGGAGCCCUGCUGGUUUGGGAGCCAGGAACCUGCAGAUGCUGCCCCAUGAAGGUAGAGGGGUGGCUAAGAGAAGCGCCAAAGGACAGGUGACUGGGCCCAGCCCACGCACGCACGCACACACACACGUACGCAUGCGCGCACACAGCCCCCAGCCCACCCCACUCGGAAUUUCCAUGAUCGGGUUCACGGGGGCAGUGGGGAUGGGGAUGGUCACGUGACGUGAUGGCACCCUUCCACGGUGCUCCCUCUCCAGCCGCUUUUGUUUUGGCUUGGGAACAAAAAUAAAGAUCCAGUUUUAUAGGCCAUUGCUAGACAAGACCGGUUUGGGAUGUGUGAUUGGAGAAUACCUUUGUUUUUAUGGAAUGCCGUAAGCCCUGGAGUGCCACAGGGAGCCCCUGUGGGGUGGGGCUGCGGGCAGCCUGUCCUGCUCUAGGUGGGAAAUGAAUCGGAAAGUUAACUGUGCCUCCUAACCCUGCAUCCUGGAGGUUCUGGGUUUAAAUAAAAUCCGUUUCCUCAUCAGCCAGAGUUAACCAGGUGAUCUUAAAAUUCCU
Messenger RNA from Mustela erminea (ermine), 3487 nucleotides. RefSeq names its product formin-like protein 5. NCBI's taxonomy places the organism in Eukaryota, Metazoa, Chordata, Mammalia, Carnivora, Mustelidae. The transcript has 4 exons. Bases 25 to 858 code for a protein of 277 amino acids. The record is from RefSeq and is a predicted model, not a curated record.